Myiozetetes cayanensis is the source of this 15113-nucleotide messenger RNA. It is a transcript of the gene ADNP2, whose product is annotated as ADNP homeobox 2. The record is from RefSeq and is a predicted model, not a curated record. The transcript has 4 exons. Gene Ontology annotation, molecular function: DNA binding. The coding region runs from base 4308 to 7505 and encodes 1065 amino acids. Lineage: Eukaryota; Metazoa; Chordata; Aves; Passeriformes; Tyrannidae. Gene Ontology annotation, biological process: regulation of gene expression. Gene Ontology annotation, cellular component: nucleus.
CCAAAUUAUAGCAAAUUCAAAUAUAUCUUCAGAAACAAGGAAGAGCCCACAGAGUUUUGUAAUACCUUAUGUUUUUCCAUUGGGAGCUCCUUGAUUUGGGUUAAAUCCUACUGAACACUGGCAGAACUGGCUUGUGUUUGAACACUUCAGUUCCUCUGCUGAAACCUGUUGCACAGCCUUGGUUUUUUUUCACUUCUUGUCCCGCUGCUGAAUCAUUAAGGUUUUGUAUUAUCUGUGCUAUGGACUGUCCUGGGCAUUUGUGAAGUGCGAAGUCUUUGGGUCAUACCAAACUGACUAUUGCAGUACAAACGCAGUUGUACUUCCUCCUAGAGUAGCUGGGCUUGGUGUGUGACUCUUCUGCUCUCAUGCACAUGGGUCUGAUGAGUCUUGCAGGAUUUGAGUAGGCUCCAUGCACAUGCUCAGGUCACCUUGGAUGCACUUGGAUCCUGCUGGGUUAAAGUUCUGGCUAGUGCGCAGAAGGGACUUGCAAGUAAGUCAAAGUGUUGUGUGAGUUAAUGCUUUAGGAAGGCUCCAUGUGUUUGAAUGGUAUUGUCCCUUCUUCUGACUUGUCUUGGAUAACAGGGAUUUGAUCGUGUGUUAAUGAACCAUCACAAUAGUUAUUUAAACCGCGGCAGGUAACAUUAGGGAUCUAAACUCAUUUUGAUUUGACUUGUUAGGCAAGAUGCAGGUUGGUGUGCCGUAUCUUUAUCUUUGUAAUCACAUGGCUUAUUGCUCUUCCUUGUGUAAGCAACUGUUGAAUGAUGGCUGUCUUUGUGUUGGGCUAGGUGACCUUUUCAGCGGGUAUGUGAUUUAUAACCAUGAGAACAGCAAAAUUAUUGUGACUUUAAAAAGAGUUCUAUGAUUCCAGACCCCCAAAGGUUUCUUCUUUAGUUGCACAAAGAAAAGUUCAAUAUUUUUAGCCUGAGAGUUCUAUCGCAUUGCACUUGGAUAGAAAUUGGAAUUUAAGAUGAUAAAGAGGAAUUAUGUUAUUGACCAGAACUGCUCAUGUUAUUUUUUAAAAAGAUAUAUUUUAAUUUACAAUAAUAAACAAGGACAGUAUCUGUCCUAAUAAAUUGACUGUUUUUCUUUCCAGGCAUCAUGUCUCCCAAAGCUAUUAAAACACCUAGAGAAGUUGCUAGGAAGCUAUAAGCAUUUCUUCCCUCUCCCUCCAUAGGCUGGAUAAGCUUUGAUGGUGCCGCCAUACUCGUAAAUCCGGUUUGGUCUCUCUCAGAAGGCACAGAUAAGAGUCCAGGAAGUGGAACCCACCAUGUAAUAUGUGGUCAAGCAGAUACCCAGGUGUGACCUCUUGUAGGACUUGUAAGCUUAUCAGAAACAAAACAAAAUUGAUGAAAGUAAAACUCCACAUGGCCAAGCUGAACUCACAUUAUUCUAGGCAGUUUCUCAAUGUCCUCCUGUCUGCUCUCUUUGCUACCAAGUGCUCCUAUGCUUUAGAUCCUUAGAAAUAGUAGAUCACGUGCUCUCAUUUAAUUUUCAGGAGUAAAGUAGUUUUUACUGUUUUCUCAACUAAUACUAUCAACUUCUAAUGACUUUACUGAAAUGAAAAUAAUUCUUUAUUGGUGCUUGUCAAUUCUGAUUACUGCUGAAAUACAAGGUGAUAAACAAACCUUUAUAAAUAUUCCCACCCAAAUGUCCCAAAACCUGUAAGCCUUUAUAAAGACCAAAGUCUUUUUAAAAAUCUCUUUCGCAGUUACUAGUGACAGUUACUAGAUAAAACGUAUAAAAACUAAGAAUGAUUCAAUGUCCAAGGCAGAUAAUAUGAAAGGACAAAAUACCAUAAGCCUUUCAUAAUUUCCCUACUAUAAGCAACUCUGUGAGCAACGGACUAGUGAAACCCAGCUUCCUAGGAACACAUCUGGAGAUCUGGCUUCAGUGUGGAUUAUCUGGUGUCUAAAAAAGGUUCUGUUGCAGCCACCUUCUUGUGGGUCUUCUUUACAGGGUUUCUUUGUAGCUACCUCUUUUCCUGAAUACUCUAGAAAUGCCCGAUUAUCUAGUUUACUGGUUGUUGCUGGAAGUUUUUGCUUGCACACUGAGGGCAUAUUUGUGCAUUUUCCUUACUCCAACCCAUACCAAGUCUGUAUUUAAUUUGCUUGCAAAUGCCUGCUUUCCGUAGGAACACAAACAAAAGUGGUGCUGAUUUGAUGUAAGGAAAAAAGCUCUCACAGCCUGAGCACAGGCUGUCACUGGGAGAGGUUGCCAGAGAGGCUGUCAAACCUCUGUCUGGAGGUUUUUCAGGACCUGACUGGCCAAAAUGGAGUGCUCUGAUUACAGCUGAUGGCUGAGCCUGCUUACAGGAGGCUGGACUGGAUAUCCUUUUGAGGUCCUUUCCAAGGUGAGUGAGUAUUGUUCUAAGGAGUAGGAGAAAUAGGAACUUUCCACUUUGUGGCGACUUCUCACUUUGAAGAGGUGAAAUGCUAGUAUUUUUGCUUUUUUUUGUUAAUGAGGAGAAAUAACAGAAGAUGGCACUUGGCAGACUAGUGACUGACUACAGAGAUUCUGUUACCUUGUUGUUUAGGCUAGCCUUAAAAUACUGCAGUACUACUGGAAGGAAAGAGUUGUAUUUGCGAUCUUUGCUGAAAAGCUGAAUGUAUUUAGAUGUUACAGUUUGUGGUAACAAAUGUUGUAGAAAUGAAUGGAACCUGUAGAGUUGCAUAAAACUUCCGUUUGUUGCAUCAUUAUGGAGGUCUUCUCCUAAGAAGCAGCAAAUACAGAAUAGAUUGAUGUGUAAAAGGCCUGAGCAAGAGUUGAACAGAUUUUUUACAACUGGAUUUGAGACACCAACUGCUAAAAUUAAUUCUUUUAUUAUGCUACUAACUUGUCUUGGUUCUGUUUAUGAAAUGGUACUGACUGUGAAAACUAAAUGGGUUAUCAGUUUAUUUGGGAACAACAGUUAAAAGUAGUUAAGGAUAAAUUUAUCUUCUCAGUAGGCAGUACAGUAGAAGGAUUAAGACUCGGGCUAGAGUAACUCUGGUUUAGUUUUACUGUAGUUCUUUCAUGUUGAAUUUGCUGGCUAAGAAUGGGAUGUGUACCAACAAAUGGUAGUUAUUCAUGGAACCAAAAUGCAACUUAAGGCAUGAAAAAUAUCCAAAAUAUAAGAAAAGCAAAUUAGUAGUAAAAGAUUAUGGAUAAUAAACUGCAUAGUAAUCAGGGAAUUAAAAUGAGGGCUUGAGGGAAUAAGCUUAGAAGGUUGAGAUUUUGUGACCUUUGUGAUGGGGCAUUGAUGGUCUAAUGGAUAGAAGGAAUCCUAAGAGGGUAGAUUUUAGAUUAGAUAUUAGGAAGAAAUUCUUAACUGCGAAGGUGGUGAGCUACUGGAGCAGGCUGUCCGGAGAAGCUGUGGAUGCCCCAUCCCUGGCAGCGUUCAAGGCCAGGCUGGAUGGGGCUUUGAGCAGCCUGGUCUAGUGGAAGGUAUCCCUGACCAUGGCAGAGGAUUGGAACUGGAUGAUUUUUAAGGUCACUUCCAACCCAAACCAUUCUGUGAUUCCGGUGUUAGAUGAGUAACUUAAGGGCCCUACUCCCAAGCAGGUUGUUUAAAUACCAACUGAAUAACCUUGCACGUGAUUGCACAUGGUGGCCUUUGGAUUGAAGACCAACUACUUGAAAACUGGAAAAUAACUAAUUUGUAUCAGGUUUCUUUUUUGGUGUGUGUGUGUUUUUCUUUCUUUCUUCUGGAUUAAUAGUUUCCAUCUCAGAAAGAUUACUGGUUAAGAAAACUUGAGUUACAUGGAUGUUGUGUACUACAUGGUCUUUGUAGACUAGUGGUUUUGUUCUAUGAGCUAGACAUGCCUCAAGAAAAGUUUGCUUCACCUUCUUCAGUAGCAUCAGUUGAAGGACUGAGAUGGAGGAAUGGUUUCCUGUGGUGCCCAAUUUACUGAACCACAUCUUCUGGCUGAUCUGAGCAUGGUGAAGUCCAGCCAGCUCUUUUGUUACCUGCAGCGGACCACGGGGUUGAUGUGCCUUAACCUUCUAUCACAGAGGGACUGAUCAUAAAGCUUUGACCAGAGACUAUGCAAAUUCUCAGUGGACUUCACUUUAAAGAUGAUUUUGUGUCCUAUUUUUACUCCUUGGACUUAAUUAGAAUGCCAGAUCAGUUACUCUGAUUUAUUCCAUUAUUUAUAGGGUCCCGUUCUACACCCACCCCAAUGGUAUCAGAAUGUCUUCUGGACUUCUUGCUGAUGGAAAACAUUAGAAAACAAGACAAGCGUCCAUCAAAUGGGGUUCCCUCUCCGCUUCUCUCUACAUGCCUUUCCUUUUGAGGGAGAAGAAGAGAAGAAUAGUAUGAAAAGUGCAAAAUGUUUCAAAUUCCUGUUCAAAAUCUUGAUAAUGUCAGGAAGGCUCGAAGAAAGGUGAAGGACAUUCUUGUGGAUCUUGGGCUUGACAACUGCAGGGAAUUGCUGAAGAAUCUUCAAAGUUUUGAUGCAGGUGAAAGCUACUUUUAUAACACUUCAUGGAGUGAUGUCUCUCCUUGGGAACCUGGGGGCAAAAGGAAGAGAUACAGAACAAAGCCGUACUGCUGUAGCUUAUGCAAGUUCUCAUCAAAAUUGCUUACUUCAUUCAGGAAUCACUUGCAUCGUUACCAUGAGGAUGAAAUGGACCAAGAGAUGGUGGUUUCUUGCCCAAAAUGUGCAUUUGCUUCUCAUCCCAAAGUAGUGGGAAAACACAUCCGGAUGUUUCAUUCAUCUAAUAAAAGAAUACAGAACUACACAGUUAGCAUUUUGGAUGGCAUGAAACAAUUUAGGACUGACAUCAUAAAUUUCACGUGUCUAAAAUGUCAGUUCACAGACACCUUAUAUUACAAUAUGAAGAAGCACGUGCUGAUGAACCAUUUUAAAAAUUUAAUAAGUAUAUAUUUUGGUGAGAAAUCUGAUGACAGCACAGCAAAUUCACUUGAGUACUACUGUAAAAAGUGUAAUGCUUCUGCAAACAGCCCAGAUUCUUUAAUGUAUCAUGUCUUGACAGCUGAUACACACCGAGACCUAGAGAACAAACUUCGGUCUCUGAUUUCAGAACAUAUUAAGAAACCUGGAACAGUGAAAAAAAUGUCUAUUGCUCCAAAGCCUCUCCAAGGUGUGACAGUGGCUGCUCCAUCUGCAGCUGUAAUGGAACCUGCUGUCGUCCCAGCAGGUUCCAUCACAGCUCCAGCUUGCAUCCAGCUUUCAUUUCCACAGAAUAAUCAAAACCAGAGUGUGGUGCAGCCAAACGCAGUUCAAAACCCAGUUGGACCACUGACUGUUCCAAGUGCCUCUGGUAGCCUUCCACAUACAACGUCCGCUCCCGUCGUUACGCCGUCGCACGUCGCUCUUGUACCCAGCAAUCCUCCUGUAGGUCAGAACAACAUUAGUAUUCAACCGUCUCCUUCCCAGCCUAUCAUUGUUUCUCACGGGCUCCCUCUUAAUCAUUCUGUUGGGACCAUAAAUAGAACUGUGGCCCCUGCAGUUCUUCCUCUUAAUCAGCCUGUCAGGCCCGGACUCUUUCCUGUUAAUCAGCGCAUUGGUACUAUAAAUGGUCCAGUUCCAGCUGGAACGCUACCUAUUACUCAGCCUGUCGGCCCUGUGAAUCAGCCGGUUGUACCAGGAGUCCUCCCAGUGAAUCAACCAGUUCCUCCAGGAGUUCUCUCUGUCAACCAGUCGCUUGGGAACAUGAAUAGACCCAUUGAUCCUAGGGUCUUUCCUGUGACGCAGACAGUUGGGUCCGGUGUUCUCCAGCUUAACCAGCCUGUUGCCUCUGGUGUGGUUCCUGUCAGACAGCCCGUUGGACCUGGCUUUCUUCAGCUUAACCAACCUGUUGCCCCAGCAGUUAUCCCAGUAAAUCAGCCAGUUCAACCUCCGGUUUCUCAAAACGCAACUUUUCUGACUGCAGGCUCUAUACUGAGGCAGUUGAUUCCCACUGGAAAGCAGGUUAAUGGUAUACCUACGUACACGCUGGCCCCAGUUUCAGUUACUUUGCCUGUUCCUGCCGGCGGUGGAGUAGCAACUGUUGCGCCCCCGCAGGUGCCCAUCCAGCUCAUGCAGUCUGGGUCGGUGGCUCAGCUGUCCCAGUCUCCGGCCAGCGCACCCUCCCCUCCCGUGGUUCUGACCUCUGAGAACGUGUCCUUACAGGCCUCCCCACCUGGUCCUGAAACAAGCCAGGCUGUCAGGCAGGCCAAGCAGUGGAAGACUUGCCCUGUUUGCAAUGAGCUUUUCCCAUCAAAUGUCUACGAGGUGCACAUGGAGGUGGCCCACAAACCACGCGAAGUGAGAAUAGAUAUCCCGGAACCUGACAAACUGGCAGCUUGCGCGCCCUUUCUAAGGAUGACAGAAAAGGCGAUCCGGUGCUACGCCUGUAAAUGUUUUCUCUGUGAGGAAGAGCUCAUGAAACAUCUCUUCAUGCAUGGCUUAUCUUGCUUAUUUUGCACAGGUACUUUCUAUGACUUAAAAAGCCUCGUGGAGCACAACAAAAGCAGACACAAUGGGAGAAAACAGUUGCAUGCAAAUUACAGCAACAGAGGAUUUCAACUGGUUAAUGAUGCUCAGGGUGACCUAGUGUUUCCACACUUUGAUUUCAAUACAGUGUUACCAAAUGAAGACAUGGGUGAAAGAGAAGUACAAUUGGCAGUUCUUGUUGGAAUAAAUUCAACGAUUCUUGUCCCUGUUUACAUCAAAGUGAAACCUCAGACAGCAGAAGUGAAUAGGAGAUGCACCAGAAAAAUGUUUACCUGUCCCUUUUGCUUAGGUACGUUUGCUGGUAAAGAAACCUAUGAAAAGCAUUUGAAAGAGAGGCAUCAUAUAAUGCCAACUGUACAUACAAUUUUAAAGUCUCCUGCUUUCAAGUGCAUCCACUGUUGUGGUGUGUACACUGGAAAUAUGACUCUAACAGCUAUUGCUGUACAUUUGCUCCGUUGUAGAAGUGCUCCCAAAGACAAAGACACCAACUCAAGCCUGAAGAUGCAGCUUGAGCGUACCGAGAGGGAAGAGCUGCUGUUUCUGAAUGGUGAAAAGCAUGUUUCUCUGAUACUGAAAAGAAGGCAAUCGGAUUCCUGCUUUGUUGCAGAAGACCAAAAGAAUAAGGAACAGCAGCCUCUGAGCUUAAGCACUGGCAUAGCUCUGUCUUCAGAGAAAGACAUGAUUUCAGGGGUAGUGCCUUUCAAACGACAAAAGAUUAGGACUGAGAUGAGGAAACUUCCUUCUAGUGAGGAUCUUCGCUUUCUGGCGGUAGAUCCUAAUCAGUAUGAUCACAAUUCGUAUGAGGCGCAAAAACAGUUCUUGUCAGACUACUUUCACGAGAGGCCAUAUCCUUCUAAAAAAGAGGUGGAAUUACUUUCCUUGCUGCUAUAUGCGUGGAAAAUUGAUGUUGCAUCAUUCUUUGGAAAAAUGAGGAAUAAAUGCUUGAAGGCGAUAAAAAAUCUCCAGCCAUCUGUGCUGCUGGGUUUCAGUAUGUCUGAACUAAAAACUGUUAAUCACAGUUUGAUUUUAAAUGAUGAACCAUUAAAUGAUGAACCAUUAGAUACAUAAACAAGCUUUUUUUAACAGCUAAAAGCAAUCCAUAAUUGCAUACUUACCAGUUUAGCAGUUUAUUAUAUUAUUUGUUUUAACUUGCAGACUGGCCUGUUGAAGGGUGCAGUAGUACAAAAAGUAUCGUUCAGUUGUGACUGUUAUUGUGAAAGGCACACGUAGCUGUGUAUUUGAAAAAGCUAAAACCUUCAGACGUACACAUCUGGAAUUUGUUUUAGCAUUUUACUUUUUCUGGAGUAGUAUUGUGGGGUUUGUUUUUUGAGUUUUUUUUUUGUGAAUUUUUUUUUUAUUUUGUUCCACUUCAUUUCCCUUUCUUCCCCUUCAGGCUCCCCUUACACUUUUUCUACCACCAAGUAAAACACUUGUCCUGUUAAAAACAAAUUUUAUUUUAUUCUUCUGCGAUGUUGUCAUCUUCUCUCAAUAAUAAAAUGUGUAAUGUUGGUUAAAAUACCGAGGUAAACUAUGUGAAAAACAUGUAUGUGAUUAUUCGUAUUUUUAAGUCCUCCUGAUUCUGAAGAAGUGAUUGCGGCCUUUACAUUCAUUGCCCCUUCAAAUUCCCAAUGCACUGGUAGCAAUGGCUUUUUUUUUUUUUUUUUGCCGCCUCAGUCAAAAUACCUGUGCCAUUUAAGUCUAGUGACUUGUAGUUUCUACUGAGUAUUAACGUGAGGAUUGAGGGGCUUGCGGGUGCCUACUGACGUGUUAUAAUGAACUGACUUAAAAUGGUUAUUAUCUGUUAAACAGAUCUUGCUAACCAGAAGUGUUUACUCUUUUUGUUGGUGUUGAAGCCUGGUUGUUUAAGUAGCUAUUGUUCUAGGCUUGGUAGCAGCAUUUGUUUUAUUUUUGUUUUCAAAAAGCAAAGCUGCUUUGGAGAGUGUCAGGUUGCUUUGAUACAUGGAGCAUAUGACUUCUGUGCACAUCACUUACCUGUAGAGACCCUAUCCAAAUAUCACCAAAAUUUGGUGAAAAAUCUGACUUUUAUUUUAAAGUGCUGUUUUAUGAGGUAGGAACUGAGCAGAGCCUCUUCCCCAGCAAAUUAGAUCCCUGGGUUGAAGUCCCUUGGAUGAGAAAUUGUACAGGCUGAAACUGGAUUAAUUGGUAGCAUCAAGACUUUAAGCUGUUGAGUACCUGAACCAGUGAUAUUCAUGUAGUGAUUGUUUUUUAUUGGCCUAUAGAGAGCAUCAGAACAGUAUAAAACAGAAACAGAGUUAUCUUCAAUGUGAAGGAACAUCCCUGUUACAGAGCACAGAUAAGCUGUUGGGAAGGUUCACUUGAGUUGAAGCACGAACUGGUGGCCUUGUUGAGUACUGUCCUUUCUUUCUGGAUAUACUUGUUUUCAUCUGGCUUGUCAAAGAGUUCCUCCAUUCUUAAUUAACAGCCAAUUACAUAAUAAAUAACCUGUAAGGUGACUUAUUUUUUCUUCCUCCUUUGCAUCCCCCUCUUCCCACCCUUCUUUCUCAGAAGAAGAUAAAAGAGUUCACUUGUGCCAGUGUUUGUUACAAGGAAGGGGUGAUACGCACAAGCUUAUUUCUAUUUUUUAAAGUAGUCAGCAUACUUUGGCCAAUGCAAUAGUUUUAAAAGCAGAUGAAGAAUGGUUUUAGCGCUGUUUCUGAGCAGGUGUGACAUUUUUAGCAGAACUUGGUGAGUUUCCACCUGAGGUUCUAUAAGCUGUUUGGAAUUAUAUUUUGGAUAUAAUCCUAAUAUUUUCAUAUCAAUUCCUUCAGAGAGUUUUAAUGUGUGUGUAACAUAUGGUUACUUAGAGAGGAUCUGCUGUUUGGAAAAAUGUAGUAAUUUAAUAGCAGGGUUAAACAAACAUAAACACCAUUAAUGGGAUCAUCCACAUGCCCCACCCCAAAAACUGACCAGUGAUUAAGAAACAGUGUGUUCUUACAGUCUAGUAAUAGCUCAUUAAAAAUAUUUGACCACAGCACAGUUUAUUAAACUGUCCAGAGGCCUUUGAGUGAGGAAGAGGGAUGCUCCAUAGAAGUUCUGAAAUGUAGGCACUCAUUCUCACUCUUAACAGCCUUGGUCCUGUGAGCUCUGACAUCCUUGGGGUAGUUCUACUGGUAUUGGUGAAACUCCAGCAUGGAGAAAUUUGGCAGUGUGCAUCUGGGAAAGGCUUACCAUGAAUGGCGAAAGAUUCUAGCUGUAACAGUGUGGCUCUAGGGAGCUGAGAAGUCAUUUCAGGGUUCAUCCAUGCUCAAGGCACCAAGGGAACAGUCCAGUCUUACCAGAGUUUUCCUACAUGGUAUCCAAUAUUGAUGUUAAGCAUUUUAUUUACUGUACUUUGAUUUCACAGUUUUAAAUAAACCGGAUUUCUAACUUUCUCUUAGGUAUGUGUGCAAAUGAUUACCUAUCCUCUCCCUUCCUCCUUUUAAUACAUUUGGAGAACUUAAUGUGAAGGUUUCUUUUGAUGCAAAAGGCUAUUGAAAGAGACAAAAGGAAAGUAAGACCUAGAGCUUGAAUCCAGGUGCUUUAGGUAGACCUUAUUGCUUUAUAGUAGUAUCUUAAUUUAUUAUGUCAGAUACUGAUAGCUGCGUAUUUUCCUAGAGACUGAUUCUCUUAAAUAUUGGUAGUAAUUUGCUAUCACUAAAUGCUCUGGCUCUCAUUGAGUACUGUAGAAAUAAAGAAAAAAAACAGAUGAAUUUUAAAAAUGGUGACUGAGAACACUGUGUGGUCAUGUUUUUCAGGAAAACCAAGGAACUUGAAAUCAGCCAAGAUAAAAAUCAGUGUCUUUAACUAAAUUAGGCUUUUUGCCGUAGGCUUCUCAUGUGUGAAGUAAUUUGGUCAGAAAGUGUUAACUCUGGGAAGAUAUGUUGUCCCUGUCUGGGGCUCCAUGUGGGCAGUGUGGUAGAUACCUCUCUGACAGUUCUCUAAGGACAGGGCCUCAUAUUUAUGGCAUGUGCUGUUGGGAAUGGAAAACAAAGGAUCUGCCCUCUGCAGCAGACUUUGCGAAUACAAGCCCUUGAAGCAUAUGGAUGAAGCUCUCUGGUACACUGUAAAAGAAGCCCAGUUGGGAAGAAUACUGGUUGGUUUGCAGGAUGAUUGUAGCAAGUAGUUGUUCUUGUGGGACUGAAAGGAAACCAAACCUACGUGUGUUCUGCUUGUGAAACGUAUUGGUCUGGAAAAGUGUCCAUGUCUGAGAAGUAUUUUGUUGUGGUGGCAUGAGUUUUGUGCCUGUGAAAUAGUGUGAUGACCUAUUAUUUCAAUAUGUAGUAGGAAAGUUUAUUAUUAUAAUGUGACUUUUUCAUGUUUCUUCUGUAUACGCCUGUGUGCUGGGAAUUAAGUUAAUGUUGUUUGGUAAACUGCCAUUUUGUAAGGGACCAAUAACCAAAACACCUUUGUGAUUGGCUUUUGGUACUGUAUUCUUGUGUAGAGUGCGCCUACCUUCACCACUGCAUGCAGUAUUUUUCCCCUUCAGUGCUUAAAGUUCAAGAAAGCUCAGGGUCUAAUUUAGGUAGGUGUUGGGUAUAAUUUUGGGUGUGCAAUUCUCAACAAAAGUAUCCAGUAAAUCUAUUAAGUCUACUGCAGCUUGAUUUGUCAGACUUGAUGGUGGACAGGCUUUUGUACUAAAGAUACUUGAUAAGUAGCAAAGCACUUGAUACUUGCUAAGUACAGAUACAUGGAGAAAAAAGUUGCAGUCUAAUAGCAAGAGAAAAAAAAAGAGAGACAAAAAAAAAAGCUGAGUUAAUGAAAAUUAUUCCUGGGACUUUGUAAAGUUCAGGAGAAUUUUCACUUACUCUUCUGCAAAAUGUCUGUGAAAACGAUAAAUUGAGGGUAUUCAUGAAUUAAGCAGAACUUUGUGGUGCUGCAUUUAAAGUCUUAACACCUUGCUUUAGUCCCUGCGUAUCUCAUUUUGUCCUUUCAGAUGUGACAAACAGACCGCAGAUGUCCAUUUCUCUUCUUUGCUUAGGUAGCAGAUACCAAAACAUGUAUUAUGUAGUUCUUGCUUUGCGUUUGUCCAGUUUAGCAUACUGAGGAAGAGGAGGCGUCUAUUGGUGUGUGUGCGCCUUCAGUGCUGCCCUGUGUUUGUGAGAAGGAUCAGGAACACUCAAGUGGGCUACGUGCCCAUCCUCAAAUUCCACAUAAACUACGGUUUAUUAACACAGUGUUUUACCUAGCAGUGUGUUGAAAAGUAGCUUGUAAUAAGGGGAAGAGACCUCAAGUAUCUUUGUGGGUAUUGUUCUUAUUUUAUUUUGGCUGCUUGUCCGUUAAACAGGAGUGCUGGCAGUUCUUGCCAUCCUUGGAGACUGAGGCCAGUAGUUGUUUUAUGCAUCAAGCUGCAUAAAGCAAGCCAGGUAUGGGACAGCUGGCAGUGCGCAUGUGUGAUGGAAAACCACCAGGCAUGGACACGUCUGGAGAAAGAUCUGCUUAAUUAUAUUGUCAGAGUCAGUGUCAGUUUGGUUUAUAAUCUGUUGCUAAGUUAUGGACAAAGCCAGAAGUGUGUAAAGCAGUGUUGCUGACCACGUGCUGCAUGGGUGAGGCUGAGGAACCUCUCUGUGACAUUAGGUAAGGCAGCUGCAUUCAGCAUGAUGGUGUCAUGCAGAGAUCCAUGAGAAUGAAAGGGCAGGGUUUUUUGGGGUGGUGGGGGCAGUCUUCCUGGUGGCACUGCUGUUGUCUCUGCUGCUCACUGGUUCUCACCUGGCUGACAUCUAACUGGCUGCUGCUGUACGAGUAGCUGAAGAAGAAUGCACACUUGUGGAUAGGUGGAAAAAUGCCAAGACACCAACUCAAGCACAGUGAAGUGCUAUUAAUGAAUGUAGCAGAAGAGAGAUUACAAAGAAGCACUGUAGAUUUUUAGUUGUUUUUGCAGAAAAACAGUCAAAGGGGUGAGAAGUUACCCUGGCGGUUUCCAGCCUUCACUGAGAUGUGGAGGACAGUCUCCUGUGGUCUGGGUUUAUUGGCUGUGCUGUCACACACGUGGUUUGCCAGCAGAUCACCUCUUAGAAAAGGUGAUGCAGAAAGGAUGCUGUUGGAGCCUCUGUGAGAUACUGUCUUUGGCAUGUAAGGACAUUGUUUCCUGUGUUGUGAAAUCAUUUCCAGGUCAUGAAGGACAAGUGUCCCUAACAAUUUAUGAGAUAAUUUGCAUAUCAGAUAGACACAGUGUCAUCCAUCUGCCACAGGACUGACAUCAUACACUAUUCUAGAGACCAAGGAGUGAAUUACAAGGUUUUCAGAGCUCUGUCUCCUCAAGGGCAUUACUUAAGCCAAACCUUGACUGGUAGCAGGUCUGAGCAGGUCCCUGCAGAAGUGAGGAAUAUGAAUAGGAUCUGGGGUCUCUGGAUGCUGGGGGGCUGUGGGAACGGGCAGUGCCAUGGGGGAGCCUCUCCAGAGCCCCUCUGAGCACGACACCAGGCUGGCUGGUGCUGCUGCACCAAAGGGAUUGGGGCUGCCAGGGGCCCGUGUAGUCUUGGGCAGAGCAAAGGUCCUUCCACAAGUGAGACUUUUGCCACUGGAUUCUUCUUACAUCAUUUGUGUUCUUUACUGGCUAUAUUAGAAAGCUUGGAGCAGAGGCUUCUAAUUAAAAAUAUUCUUCUAAGAAAUAAAAUGUGAAAUAUUUAUAAAAUAUAAUAUUUUUAAGAUAAUAUAAUAAAAGUAUUUUAAAAAUUGCACAUACAGUUCUGAAUGCUUUAAUCUGGGGGGGAGGGGGUGACCCAGAACAACAGCAGCAGCAGCAGCAGCAAUAAAAUCCUCUUAAUAGUUCAAGGUUCCUGGGGGAACAGAGUUUAGCAAAAAGAUGUAUUAAAAAAAAUCAAACCAAAAAAAAGACGUUUUCUCAGAGCAGAUGCUUCCUACUGGUUCUGUUGCCCUAAACCACCUGUCCCUUUAAGGCAAUGAGAUCAGCUGCUCAUAGAAAUACCUGAAAGUCUUUGCAUGGGUUCUGCACUUAAUUACCCCUUUCUGUCUGGUUUUUGGAUUAGGUGGAAGAGAAGUGGUAACUCUCUGCCAGAUCUGUGUUACUUGCAUAACUUCUGCUUUGUACUACUUUGUGUUUGAACAUUGUUAGAUCUAGUUGUGGUUUUGCUGGAGUAUUUGCAUCACGCUGAGAAAUACAGACUUCUCUUCAGGAAAUCUGCAGCCGCAAAAACUUCUGAUUACAGUGACUUUACUGUUAGAAGAUGUUUAGCUGAUGGGGUCAGCCAUGUUCCUUCUCCGUGGAUGAAAGGAGGUGGAUUUUUAAAGGAAUUAAGAGGGCAAAAAUUUACACAGACAGUUUUAGACAGAAGAACUCACACAAUCCUAUAAGCAGACCCAGCCGAAAUAGGAGGGGUAAAUUGUCAUGCAAAUACUGUGUUGGUGACAAGUCCUGAGCAAGGUGGUAAACCUUGCAAGGGUGUUUUCUUCCUUUUCUAUUUUUUCCUUCCUUCCAUACCACUAAAUAAAAAUGUACUAUUUUUUUUAUUCUGCUUGUAUGAUAAAUCAGCUUUCCCUCACCUACCCCAUGUCCUUGGGCAGCCUGAGCUGCAUUCUGUAAUGCUGGAGGUGUGCAGUCUGAGGCCUCCAGAAGUUAGGGUAUCUCUGAGGAGAUACCUUCCCUGGAGGAACGUGCCUGGAGAAUGGUGGGAGCAAUACAAAGUCAGUUUUAAUCUGAGACUCUGUGCACGUAGCUGGGGGGGUUUGGAGCAAGCACAGUCUGCUCGUGCUGCAGCCAGUGCUGGGAGUCCCAGAAUCCACACAGAGGGCUGCAAGGGAGAAGCAGGGUGUUGGGGUUAGGCAUCCAGUCAAGGUGCAGCCUUGAGACAUCCCUGCCUCAAUUUACAUCCUUUUUGUUUUCAACUGGAGAUUAUACACGUUGUGCCAAGGUGGUUGCACUUCAAACAAAUAACAUUGCUGUAACUGGGGCGAGGGGCACCGUGCCCUGAUGGCGAUCAGCAAGGGGCAGGAUGGUCCUGUGGUGAACUGGGGCUGGAUGCGGUCCCUGCACCUUGGCUCCUCAGCCAACGUCUUCCCAGUCCUCCCCUUGUGGAGGCCCCUGAUAGAGGAGAAAAAAUGGUGCUGACAUCUGCUGGUUAUUGUUGAGAUGUUAGUGGCAGUAAUCCUGCCCUUUCUGAGGAACAGUCACACUGUCCAGCGGCUCAUGGCACUGCCAAACACUGUGGAAGGUUUAAGGUGCUCUUGUCCUGUCUGGUCUUCUCCAGUGGCAUCUCCAGCUACAACUUGGUUUCUUCAUUUGCUUUUUUCCCCUCUUCUGAACUGAGGCAGUAAUGCUGAAUUUACUGCUGAUCAGGAUGAUUUCAUGUCUGUACACAAGUUCUUUGAACAACCAGGGUUGUCUUAAAAAAUCUUAGAAAAUACUCACUUCUUUGCUCUCAAAGGCUGAAACCUUGAGAGUAUGUGUGUGUUAUGUGCCUAUGUCUGAUUUGCCUCUUGAAGUACCCAGUUAAAUGAACUUUUUAGAUUACUGGUGACAAAAAUUACCGUUAUGGAUUUGACUUGUUUCCAUCCCAACAGUUUUAAUACAUCCAUACCUGUCCUUGAUGUCAGAUAUCCUUCUCAAAAAGCAUUCAAAAGCAACAUGCCAGUUUAGGUGCUGGAGAAUUACAUUCUUGGGGCAGCCCUGAGUACUUUUUGAUGGGUAUCUGCAGGAAGAAAUAAAUUUACAUAAAGCCA